AUGGCGCUGGAGUUGGGGGCUUUAGCCCGGAACCCUGCCGCGGCCUGCAGGACACCAGCUCCUUCUCUGGGAAAGGAGCUUAGGCGAGCUAAGUCGGAGAAGCCCGUUGAAGCAAGGCUGCGAACGGUCCUUCACGCUGUGACAUGGGCAAAUCGGGGAUCUCCUUGGCGAAGCUUCUCAAAACUUCCCACCCAGCUGUCUGGGACAAGAUCCUUCGCCCUUGCAGUGCCUUUGGCGCCUCUGCUCCUUCGGUCAGGAGGGGGCCGGCGAAGCCGCUGCAGAGCGCAGGCCUUGUCCCCAGAGGUGCAGGAGACCUUGGCAAAGGCGGCUGCACGCUCGAAAGCCCGCAACACAGCGAGGUCCACUGCGCCGCCCUUCGACCCCGCUGAAGAGCCCGGCGUCACAGCGCCCCUUGGUUUCUUCGAUCCAGCAGGCUUCUGCAGCGGCAUCGACAAGAUCAAGUUCCGACAGCUUCGCACCUCUGAGCUGAAGCAUGGCCGCAUCGCGAUGCUGGCGGCCAUUGGCCUCGUGGGCCAGCACUACCUGCGCUUUCCCUUGGCCGUCUUCGACGAGCUGCCCAACGGCAUCGGCGCCGCCUUCGAAGUGCCGGGGCAGAUCGGCAUCUUCACGCUCUUCGGGGUGGCGCUGCUGCCCGAGUUCAGCACUCCAGAUGCCUCGAAAGAGGUGGGGGACUUCGGAGACCCCUUGAACUUCCAGAUGCUGACCUUCGGGGCAGAUCUCUCAGAGCUCCGGAACCGGGAACUGAACAAUGGCAGGUUUGCCAUGUUCGCGACCUUGGGCAUCUUGGCAGCGGAGCUGGCAACGGGCAAGGACGCCGUGGAGCAGCUGGGGCUCGCCUAG
This is a messenger RNA of Symbiodinium necroappetens, 861 nucleotides long. The record is from the annotation of a GenBank genome assembly. NCBI's taxonomy places the organism in Eukaryota, Dinophyceae, Suessiales, Symbiodiniaceae.